AUGGAUCAGGAGCAUCACAGUGUCCAGCUUAUCCGUCGAAACAACUACCGCAAUGAAGUGAAAACACGCAAAGUGGAUGAAAUUACACAACAAUGCAACUCGCUACAUUGGGAAGCUUCGCUGGGUAAACUGAACAGCUUGGUACUUAUGAAACCCUAUCUACCAAUGGAGAGAAGAACAUCGGAACUUCUAGCGAAAGAAGGAACCCAUAAUGACGAAGAAGCUGUGGAAAUGAACAAAGAACGUGUAGCACAGCGAAUGGAAAUGAAGCACAUGGGAAUCUCGUACGGAACAGAGUCAAAAGCAUCAGUUCUCAUGGGAUCAGCACUCCUCGCUGUCAUCUCCUACAUCUGCUGCAGCGAUCAUUUCAACAAAACGAUCAAAAACAACACACGCCGCCUCGAUUGA
Messenger RNA from Necator americanus (New World hookworm), 408 nucleotides. RefSeq lists its product as uncharacterized. The record is from RefSeq and is a predicted model, not a curated record. The transcript has 3 exons. Lineage: Eukaryota; Metazoa; Nematoda; Chromadorea; Rhabditida; Ancylostomatidae. The coding region runs from base 1 to 408 and encodes 135 amino acids.